Molecule: messenger RNA, 1363 nt
Organism: Dermacentor andersoni
Lineage: Eukaryota; Metazoa; Arthropoda; Arachnida; Ixodida; Ixodidae
Source: RefSeq, a predicted model, not a curated record
AAGGGUGUAGCCGCCAUCCAUCCAUCGCAUGGAGCCGCUCCAAAGAACAAAUCGCACCGGGAAAAACAACAAAACAAGGUUUUUUGUGAAAUUCACCGACGGCGUGCUGGAGGUAAAGUGCGACAUGGGCGGCCACGAGUUCGAGUGCACGAUCGACAAGCAUCACAGAGUCCGAGCGACCCGCCUGCCACUGGCCAUCGCCUGGGCAGUAUGGGAAGACAUCGUGAGGUCAUCUCUGGAGGAAGCCCUGGCAAAGCUGCCGAAGCGACUCAAGGCGCACGUACUGCGCCGACAGCAGAUCGAAGACACCGAACGCAAGCAUGCGUCGAGCCUAGUCGGCCGCAAACUGCAGACCGCCGGCAGCUACACGUUCGUGAGGAUGGACCUAGCGCUCACCGUCGAAAUGUACAGCGGCGUUCUUCGGCUGGAACUGUGGUACGACGACUUCGCGGUGCAUCCUACACGUAUUGCCGUGCGGAGCAGGGGUGCGCCCGAGUUCAUGGACUUAGUCACAAAGAAAGUGGAGGACAUAAGAGAACUGAUGGAGAGUGUGCCUCUCGACAAAGCCUGCGACGUGUUGUGCUCGUAAUUAGCGGCGCACUCUUGCCCUGCCGUUUCUGAAGUGCGACACGCGCAACUGGAAUGAACCUUUCUGCGCAGCUGUCGUCGAUGGCAGUGAUUUCUUUUCCUGCAAUUUUUGUGCCCGCACUGCGCAAAUAUUGACUGCCGCAUCGCAGCCCGUGAACGUGCGUUGUCAUACCCGGCUAUUUCGGAUGCGAAAUGCGGUGCAGGUCGUCGGACGCCAAACAAGCACGGGGUCGGCGCACAGAACACGCAGCCACACACCGACAACCACGAUGACCUCCGACGUUGAUAGGACGAAUAAGUUUUAUGGAAAAUAUAUGCAGAUACUCGGCGGUAUUAACUCCAGCUGGGUGGAAACGUGUGUUCACUAAGAAUGUGAUUUCCUAAGUUAAAGUGAGAGAUUGUACCUGUGCGAACAGUGAAACGAGCAAAAUGACUAGACACUCAUAAACGCAACUAAUUAUUUCUGGUUUAGUUAAAUGUAGUUGGCAACACACAAAGUUAAAUUGGUUGCUUUUGUAUGAUAAAAUGCAGUGUAUAAGAUUAAUAUGAGAAUUUUAGGACUAUGAACCAACACCACUGAGAAAGGUUAACUAAAUAGCACUUGGUCAGUUAAAGUUGUGCAGGGUCGAGCAAGACAAAAGAACACCUUGGUAUUGGGCAUUCAUAGAAGCAGAUCCAACUUGCUCAAGUCAAUGAGAACACCGUGUGGUACAUGCUACUAUGUGGAACGAUUUCUGCUUUGUAUGUUCUAACUAAAAAGGAAUCAAGCCCCUCA